Molecule: messenger RNA, 2718 nt
Organism: Toxotes jaculatrix (banded archerfish)
Lineage: Eukaryota; Metazoa; Chordata; Actinopteri; Toxotidae
Gene: eaf2
Product: ELL associated factor 2
Exons: 6
Coding region: 95-889 (264 amino acids)
Biological process (GO): positive regulation of DNA-templated transcription; regulation of transcription elongation by RNA polymerase II
Cellular component (GO): super elongation complex
Molecular function (GO): transcription elongation factor activity
Source: RefSeq, a predicted model, not a curated record
UAAACGGUACCAACGAGGUGGUCAAACCUCUGCCGUAUAUGGUUAUCGGAUAAAACAGAACAGCAGAAAGUUUAAAGCUCAUGAAAGUCUCAGAAUGAAUGGGACAGCGUACUCCAACUUUGACAAUCAAGAACAUGUACUGAAUCUGGGAGAGACGUUUGAGAAACACCCUAGAAGUGCCUACCAUACAGUGCGAUAUGACUUCAAACCAGCCUCAAUUGAUACAACAUGUGAAGGGGAGCUUGAAGUGGGCAAAGGAGAGCAAGUCACUAUUACUUUACCCAAUUUAGAGGGUUCAAGUGCUCCAGUAACAGUCUUCAAGGGAUCCAAGAGGCCAUACAUGAAAGAGUGCAUCCUCAUUGUGAACCAUGACACAGGAGAGUACAGACUGGAAAAACUCAACAGCAACAUAGCUGUGAAGAAGACCAGAGCUGAGGGCAGCAGCAAGAUCCAUUCUCGCCUGGAACAGCAGACCAGCCGCCUGAGCCAGCAGAUGAAGAGUAACCACAACAGCAGCAGCAGCAGUAGCAGCAACAGUAACAAGACCUCAGCCAGCUCUAAGAGUUCUCCUCCCAAAGAGAAGACAUCUCCAGCAUCCCCCAUGGACGACAUUGAAAGAGAACUGAUGGCGGAGGCGCAGGUCAUGGACCAGCUGAGCACCAGCGACAGCUCCUCAGACUCCAACAGCUCCUCGUCCUCCAGCAGCGAUGACAGCUCCAGCAGCAGUGACUCAGAAGAUGAACGGACCCCUGCGCCGCCCUCGGCCCCGGCCAACCACAGCAUGCCUAUCAUCAACACCAGCAGUCGGCAGCAGGAAAGUGGAGGGCUCAUGAACACACUCAAGAAUGACCUCCAACUGAGUGAAUCAGGCAGUGAAAGUGAUGACUGAGCAACAGGAGGACAUCUGCCUUCCUGUGGACACCAGGGAGAUUUUCAGUGAGGUGUAAAGGACCCAGACACAGACUAGUCAGUGUCUUGCUUCCUUUAACAUAGGACUGUCUUCUCUACAUAUCCACAAUUCUGCUAGCAAAUAUAAUUUGUUGCUUCUUUGCCAACAAACUUCAAAUUUUACGUCUCAUUUAUUGCUUCAUGAGCUGUAUUUUUUUUUUUGUAUGUGACGACUAUGUGUUGAAGAGAUGCCUUAGUUCAGAGAGAGACGUGAUGUGGUUGGUGUAAGAGAAGCAGUAAACUAUGCAUAAUGUUUCAUCUCAGUGGAUGUAGAUGUGUGGUUAAACUGACCAAGCAUAUCAGAGGCAGAACGACAGCAAUGCUCUCGUAGUGUAGAUGAAUGUCGUCUUAAACCACCACUGCAGUUUCUGUGUUUCAGCUUAGUAAUAUUAUAUUAUUGUGCCUAGGUCAGAUGUUGGCCAAUAGCUUCAGUUCAUUUUCAAGAGUCUCAGCUGCAUUAGUUUUUGAUUGGAGACGAACUGUAAUAACAGAAAUGACUUUUUUUUUCUUUUAGGUUGAGCCAGAUGUGACAGAGUGCUUUUGUCUUAUAGAGUGAUUAUAAAAUGAACUGUAGAGCGUUUAGCUUUGGAUAAGUGAAAGACAGCUGCAGGACAACAAAAAUCCACUCAUUUAAAGUUUCUUCUGUUAUUAUUAUUAUUAUUAUUAUUAUUGGCACUUUUCAGGCAGUGGAACAAGCUGGAAACAUAACAUUAGUAUAUUAUCACCUGAGACAUUUGUUAUUGAGAAAGUGGAGCGAGCAGUAGCUUAUUUACACAUCCAGAAGUCCUGAAUCAACAUCACCAUUCAUUUGUAUUGUAUUUGCAGUUGUAUUUCAUGUCCGAUAUUCACUUUUUUUUUCAUUCUGUUUUGGUCUUCACCAACCCCUUCAGACAUAUAUCUGGUUCUUUAGCUGCUAGAUGCUCCAGUAUGUUCACCACAUAAUUGCUAACUUAGUCUGUGUGCUGUUUGACCCUAGGCUGGUGGUGUACAUUGAAUCUAUCAGAGCUCUGUGGCAGAAAACAGCUGUCGGCUGCGACUGGAAACAGGUUUUCUGUCAGCGCAGUUUGUCGGCCAGAAAACCAAAACAGUGAGCUGAUAAAUGGUUCGACGCCCUCUAGAGCUUAAGAGGAGAGGCUGGUGAUAAUUAUCUGUGGCUUCAUAAGUUCAGGGGACUCCUUUUUCAUUUCAUCUAGUCCUUUUAUUCAUUGUUUAUAUGAAAUAUUGAUUACUGCAGAAUUAAGAUGUCUCCCACGCCCUGUUUAUUGAUAUUUCAGUACAGAAGUUGGUCUGAUUCAUGGCUAAAUAGUGCACUAGGGCUCAGUUGACUCAGUUAGGGUCGUGCUUUGUAGCUUUAAACCUGCAAUACUUGAAUCUAAUUAUUUAUGUUUCAAAAUAUACUCGACCAAUGGUGAAUUGCUUAAUAUAUUUAAUAUAUAUUUUAAUAGCCAAGCGAUUGGGAGUGUGAGUUAGUGUGAACUAUACUGCGAAACAAGCCAGAUGCUUUGAUACCGCACCUCAGAUCUCAGAGUCUUACAGAACUUCAUGUGCCUUUUGUUAUUUGUCUUUGCCAGUCGUAACAUAUGUAGUCUUCAUGUUUUGUCACAAGCCCCAUAUCACUGCUGAGCUGUCUCAGCAAACAGGAAGCUGCUGUUUACGUUGCAGCCAGCCGACGGAUCCGGUGAGAGAGUGAGAGAGCGGUGGCUUCUCAGCAUCAUUUGUAAAACUAUUUGAAAGUAAUUUGUUUGUAGAAGAAUAAAGAUUUUAAUUGUU